UCUACCGGGUGUGGUCGAUUAUCCCGGCGGCUCAGACCCACAGUUGACGUCCUUUUCUCUUUUUAAAGAGAUAUUCUGACGAAAACAGUCACCAUGUCGGGGAAAUAUUGGCUCUUCGGAGUGCUGUGCUUGUUUCUGGCUACAGCUACAGUGUAUGCUGAUGAUUAUGCCGACGCCACAGUUGAAGAUGACAUUGGCGACCACGCUGAAGGGUCCAGGACUGACGACGAAGCCGUUAAAAGGGAAGAAGAGGCCAUCAAGUUGGAUGGACUAAAUGUGGCGCAAAUUAAAGAAAUGAGAGAUCGGGCGGAAAAACACGAGUUUCAGGCAGAAGUCAGCCGUAUGAUGAAGCUCAUCAUCAACUCCCUCUACAAGAACAAGGAGAUCUUCCUUCGUGAGUUGAUCUCCAACUCCUCCGAUGCCCUGGAUAAGAUUCGCUUCCUCUCGCUUACCGACAAGGAUGUAUUAUCAGCAAAUGAAGAGCUUACUAUCAAAAUCAAGGCGGACAAAGAGAAUGGGGUCCUGCAUGUUACGGACACCGGCAUCGGUAUGACCAAGAGCGAGCUUGUGAACAACCUGGGCACCAUCGCCUGGUCUGGUACCAGCGAGUUCCUCAAAAAGCUGGCGGAGGGCACGGCCGAGGAACAGAGCGCUCUCAUUGGCCAGUUUGGUGUGGGCUUCUACUCCUCCUUCCUGGCGUCUGACCGUGUUGUGGUGACCAGUAAGAACAACGAUGACAUCCAGCACAUCUGGGAGUCUGACGCCGGGUCCUUCAGCGUUGUGGAGGAUCCAAGAGGCAACACCCUGGGCAGGGGAACCACUGUCAGCCUGCACUUGAAGGAAGAAGCUCAGGACUUCCUGGAGCCCCACACCAUCAAGGAGCUGGUGCGGAAGUACUCCCAGUUCAUCAACUUCCCCAUCUACCUAUGGACUAGCAAGACAGAGACAGUGGAGGAGCCCAUUGAUGAUGAAGAAGCUGAAGAGGCAGAUGAGGAGAAGAAGGAAGAGGAGGAGGAUGAAGAUGCUAAGGAUGAGGAUGAAAUAGAGGAUGAAGAUGAGGACGGAAAGGUUGAAGAGGAUGAUGAGGAGGAAGAGAAGAAGCCCAAGACCAAGUCUGUGGAGAAGACCUCCUGGGACUGGGAGCUGAUGAAUGAGAACAAGCCCCUCUGGACCAGGCCGCCUAAGGAGGUUACAGAGGAGGAAUACAAGGAGUUCUACAAGUCCUUCUCCAAGGACUCGGAUGACCCGCUGGCUCACACCCACUUUGUGGCAGAGGGAGAGGUGACCUUCAGGUCCAUCCUGUUUGUACCCAAGACUGGUCUUCGCGACAUGUUCCAGGAGUACGGUAAGAAGGUUGACUACAUCAAGCUGUUUGUGCGGCGUGUGUUCAUCACUGACGACUUCCAGGACAUGAUGCCCAAGUACCUGUCCUUCGUGAAGGGCAUGGUGGACUCAGACGACCUUCCGCUCAACGUGUCUCGUGAGACGCUGCAGCAGCACAAGCUCCUCAAGGUCAUCAAGAAGAAGCUGGUCAGGAAGACUCUGGACAUGAUCAAGAAAAUCGAUAACGAAGAGUACCUGGAAAAGUUCUGGAAAGAAUACAGCACCAGCAUCAAGCUGGGCUUGAUCCAGGAUCACUCCAACCGUACCCGCCUGGCCAAGCUGCUGCGGUUCCAGUCCUCCCACACUGAGGGGGAGGUCACCUCGCUGGCGGACUAUGUGGAGAGGAUGAAGGAGAAACAGGAGGCCAUCUUCUUCAUGGCAGGCACCAGGAGGAAGGAGGCCGAGAGCUCGCCAUUUGUGGAGCGACUCCUGAAGAAGGGUUACGAGGUCCUGUACCUGGUGGAACCUAUGGACGAGUUCUGCAUCCAGUCCCUGCCAGAGUUCGAUGGCAAGAAGUUCCAGAACGUCGCCAAGGACGGGCUGAAGAUCAACGAGUCGGAGAAGGUGAGGAAUGCAGCAGAAUGGUUGAUUUCUCUAGAGCCAAGUUUCAGCCAAAGGGCUUGUUUCAAGGCCAUGGCCUUUUUGACAGGAAAUACAGCAUAUAUAGUAUUGAAUACAGUGUUGAAAUGCAACUACUACUAAUUUUGAUACUGAUUGUACUCUUGUGCAGUAGUUCCACUAUGAAUCGCUAUAGUAGGUGUACACAAUGUCAUCCAAAAAAGCAUGAUAGGACCUCAUGUGAUGACGCCCCUAUCACGUCUAGCUCGGUAGAUGUAGUAGUUCUCUACUCCCUGUUAGCAGGGGCCUAAAGUUUACAAGGGCGUGCAAACGUACAUUAGUGUAGAGAUAUAGACUGCAGAACUAUCAGUACCACACACCUGCCUUGUUUCUUGAGUCACGUGGCUUUGAAGUCUCAUAUAUAGUGUAUAUAUCUAGGACGGUUAUCAAACAGAUGGUCGGCUCAACCUGUAUCAAACGAAAGGCCUGUACCCUAUAUCGGCGUUCUUUCAACGAAAUGAGAAGCCUUUUGGGUUUAUCACUCCCCACAACCUAACAUAAAGUUUAGCUCAUGAUCAGUAAUGGCAAUUUCGAUUUGAGUACCUACCUUCAGUUGGCGGAAAACGAGCCGUCGGUUGCACCAGUCGCAGACCCCUGUCCUUGGCCGCCAGUUUUACCGUGUCUGUGAGACCGUC
Molecule: messenger RNA, 2636 nt
Organism: Branchiostoma floridae (Florida lancelet)
Lineage: Eukaryota; Metazoa; Chordata; Leptocardii; Amphioxiformes; Branchiostomatidae
Product: endoplasmin-like
Exons: 15
Coding region: 94-2085 (663 amino acids)
Biological process (GO): protein folding
Molecular function (GO): ATP binding; ATP hydrolysis activity; ATP-dependent protein folding chaperone
Source: RefSeq, a predicted model, not a curated record